AUCAAUAUAGCAUUACCAUGGCACAACGAAUCGCACCAGUAAGAAUUAUCGAUUUAACAAUUUUAAGAUUUGUACUCUUUUUCCACGCGUAUUAGCAUCAGCAUGUCGUACCUUUGCCUCGGUCCGAUCAGUGCGGGAAAAACGCUACUGCUUACGUGCUUGCAAAAUCCGGACUCGGUUAAUUUCACAUCCCAUUCUGUGCCCAGCGUUGGUACAAAUUUGUUCACCAUAAAAAUUCCCCCCUUGGUCAUUGAUGAGAAGGAAAUCAACAUAAAGCCAACCCCACCAGCCCGUAAACGAGAUCUAGUUCAAGUUCGAGAGGUCGGUGGCUGCCUGGCACCAAUUUGGCGCGAUUAUAUGAAUAGACCCAUCGAUAAAAUCAUCUACGUGGUAGAUACGUCAAAUCUUUGCCAGAUCUCAGCUGCUGGUGUUUUGCUGUACUCCAUGCUAGCAGAGCCAAGGUUGCAAAAAGCGAAAUUCUUGUUGGUUCUCUCGAAGAUGGAUCUCGCUUACCGUCAGAUGAGAAAUGAAGCUUUGUUGAUGUUACAGAUGGAAAAGUUCAGAAAACAGAUUGCUCAGGAUAUCACUAUUGUGCAGUUUAGUGCCAUUAACAAGGAAGGGAUGGACGAAAUCUACGACUGGUUGGCUACCUGAAUACAAAAUGGCCAGGCCAUUUUUACGAGGUGUCAACAACUAAGCACCGGUCCUACUAUAUAGUAACCACAUAUUAACAUACAAGUUUCAUAAACAUUACUUUCAUUGGUAAAAAUAAAUGCAAUAGACCACACAAAUAGGGAAUAUUAUCAUGAUAAUAAUCAUUAUUUAUGCGACAUGUUGCUAAACCAUAUGAGUAAAGUUGUAAGUAAAUAUAAAUACAAC
Molecule: messenger RNA, 879 nt
Organism: Armigeres subalbatus
Lineage: Eukaryota; Metazoa; Arthropoda; Insecta; Diptera; Culicidae
Product: ADP-ribosylation factor-like protein 16
Exons: 2
Coding region: 103-654 (183 amino acids)
Molecular function (GO): GTP binding; GTPase activity
Source: RefSeq, a predicted model, not a curated record